AUGAUUCAGCUGUUACAGGCCAGUGGGGAGAUGAUGUAUCCUCGCGCAGCAUACGUAAACCCGACGAAUUUACAGCCCAGCACGAGACGGGAGUUGUCAUUAGUUGGCACAGCAGCCGAGCACAAGAAGGAAAAAGCUCAGGUAGUCCCGCUGCUCAUUUCAGCCAAUGUCAUGUUUAUUGCCUUUGCAUCUUUGUUCUUCAUUCUGGUCUCCAUCACCACCUUCUGCUUGGAGACUCAUGAGGCUUUCAACACCAUCAUCAACAAGACUGAGGCGAUGCGGAACAGCAGCGUGCCAGAUUCGGGCCCACAAUAUGAGAUUGAAACUGAUCCUGCACUCACAUACGUGGAGGGUGUUUGCGUGUUCUGGUUCACCAUCGAGUUCCUGGUGCGUGUGACCUUCUGCCCGGUCAAGUUGGAGUUUAUUAAGAGUGUUCUCAACAUCAUCGACUUUGUGGCUAUCCUGCCUUUCUAUUUGGAGGUAGGGCUGAGUGGCCUUUCUUCAAAGGCUGCCAAGGAUGUGUUGGGCUUCCUCAGGGUGGUGCGCUUUGUUCGGAUCCUGCGUAUCUUCAAGCUAACACGUCAUUUCGUGGGACUAAGGGUGCUAGGCCACACAUUACGGGCCAGCACCAAUGAAUUCCUGCUGCUCAUCAUCUUCCUAGCGUUGGGAGUGUUAAUUUUUGCCACCAUGAUCUACUAUGCCGAACGAAUUGGCGCUAAGCCCAAUGAUCCCACAGCUAGCCUCCACACCAAGUUCAAGAACAUCCCCAUUGGCUUCUGGUGGGCCGUGGUAACCAUGACAACACUGGGCUAUGGCGACAUGUAUCCAGAGACCUGGUCAGGCAUGGUUGUGGGCGCAUUGUGCGCCUUGGCAGGUGUGCUGACGAUAGCCAUGCCUGUGCCUGUUAUCGUCAAUAACUUUGGGAUGUACUACUCCCUGGCCAUGGCCAAGCAGAAGCUGCCCAAGAAGAGGAAGAAACACAUCCCUCAGGUGCAGGGAGGGUCCCCCACCUACUGCAAAGCAGAUCUCAACACCACCUGCAACAGCACGCAAGGUGACCUGUGCCUCGUAAAAGGGAGCAGGGUACUAGAACGCAACCGCUCAGUUCUCUCAGCAGAUUGCAGCGGAGGCAGUGACCUGACCAUGUCUCCAGAUGAGAGGGUCCCCAUGCGAAGGUCCAGCACCCGGGAACAGGACCGCCGGAGUGGGGGGACGUGCUUUCUGCUCGCUGCUAGUGACUACAGCUGCCCUGCAGAUGGGGGGCUACGAAAAACAGGCUAUGAGAAAUCCCGGAGCUUAAACAACAUAGCGGGCAUGGCUGGUAACGCCCUGAGGUUGUCUCCUGUGACCUCGCCCUACGGAUCGCCCUGCCCGCUGCGGCGCUCUCGCUCCCCUAUACCCUCCAUCCUGUGAGACAUCCAGCCCUGGGCCACUUUGGCCUAAACCACCCCACAUCCUACUCCCAAAGCAUCCACCUACCCUUGCUAUUAUAUCUGAACUCUGUUCUAGAUUGUGACUAGUGGAUAAGUACUUAACUUUGUAGCUAAGACUAAUGUUAGUGGCUUGGGCAACCUGAGCAACUCCUCACUUUCCCCUUUUUCUUUGAAGGUACAUGUGCUUAGCUAACAUCCUUAAGUAACUGGUCAGUUCUCCUUUGUCACUUGGAGUUCCCUUUGGUUCAAUAUUGUUGUACCUUGAGACUUGCAAUAAAAGAACUCUUGACUGGUGGCUUCA
This is a messenger RNA of Micropterus salmoides (largemouth bass), 1734 nucleotides long. RefSeq names its product potassium voltage-gated channel subfamily C member 2-like. The transcript is spliced from 4 exons. NCBI's taxonomy places the organism in Eukaryota, Metazoa, Chordata, Actinopteri, Centrarchiformes, Centrarchidae. The record is from RefSeq and is a predicted model, not a curated record. Gene Ontology annotation, biological process: potassium ion transmembrane transport. Gene Ontology annotation, molecular function: delayed rectifier potassium channel activity. Gene Ontology annotation, cellular component: voltage-gated potassium channel complex; dendrite membrane; neuronal cell body membrane. The coding region runs from base 1 to 1413 and encodes 470 amino acids.